CUCCGCCCACAGGCCUCUAUGCGCAUGCUCUUCCGCCUCGCGCCGCGGCUGGGGACGCAGGGAGGUUUGGCUGUUGUCAUGGGGGACACCGAGACGCCGGGGCAGUCGGGGGGAGUCCCCGCAGACCAAAGAGUUCAGCCGGCUACAGGUCGGGGAGGAGCCCUGGUGGAGCUCACCCCGACCCCCGGAGGCCUGGCCCUAGUGAGCCCCUACCACACCCACCGGGCCGGGGACCCCUUAGACCUCGUGGCGCUCGCAGAGCAGGUGCAGAAGGCUGACGAAUUCAUCCGAGCAAAUGCCACCAACAAACUAACAGUCAUAGCUGAGCAAAUCCAGCAUUUACAAGAACAAGCCAGGAAGGUACUGGAAGAUGCUCGCAGAGAUGCCGACUUGCACCAUGUAGCUUGUAAUAUAGUAAAGAAACCUGGCAACAUUUAUUACCUUUAUAAACGGGAGAGUGGUCAGCAGUAUUUUUCUAUUAUUUCUCCAAAGGUAAGCAUCCUGACAAAGCGAGUGACCCUCCCAAGAUUACUGUCAGCGACCAGGACCCUGUGGGUAAGCGCUGCCCUAGAGCCCAGCCUGCCUCCAUCUCUUCCAUCUUCUCAGAGGGGGUGUCUUCCUGGGACCCCGGCAGGGCCUGGACAGGACCGAGAACUGGGAGAGGGGGCGUGGCUAUCUGUUGGGGGUGUGGUCUGUAGGGCUGAGGGGUGGGGAGCAUGUCUAACUAGAGUGGCUGCACCCGGAGUCCCUGCGCCUGAUGGAGUGCCCUACCUGAGCAUGCUCACUGCAGUUUGUGUCCUGGAUGCCAGACACAGAAGCUGUGCAGCCUCGGGCCAGGCCGCUUCAUGCUGGGCACAGGGGACCUCAGUCUGCACUCAAGUUGCUUGCCCUGCAGUCGACAAGGAAGACAAGAGAGGCGGUGCCAGUGUAGAGUGCCGAGUGUCACACGCCCCAGAUCCGUGCACCAGGUUCUUCCUGACCAACGACCAGAUCCAUCUCUAUAUGAAUGAGUUCUCCUGGAAGGACAUUACCAAUGCCUUGUCCCUGGCCAACAUGAUCCUGGGGCUCUUCUCCAUCUUCUGCAGCGUCUGCAAGAAAUGCUACAGUGCCUCCUGGAUGCUUCUGAUCAGCUUCCUAUUAGACAUGGCAGUUGGGACGAUAACCAGACACCUCAGCCUCUGCUCCAGAUCGGGGGUGGAGCUGAAUGACUUUGCUGUCUUCACCACCUUUGGCCUGGCCUCAGCCCUGCUCCUAGGCGUGGAUGGGCCUCUGAAUGCGUUCCUGGCCGUCAUCUAUGUGUUAGCUGCUACCUUCCGCCUGUGUUUUUAUUCAACCGGUGUUCCCUUCACAUACAAGGGUCUACCCUGCCGCUAUGCUUCCUGUGUUUUGGCCUCCACCUGCCUUCUGACCAAAGGCAACACGUUCAUUCUGUCUUGCAUGGCCUCACUUAUGAUUCUGUUCAUGAUGGACCAGAGCUACUAUCCACGUGAUGAGAUCCUGGGGUCUGAGAACUGGAAAAAAUUGAUUUAUCUGGGGGGUGUCAUCAUGCUGCUUGUGUCUCCAUUCUCCCUAACUGCUUUUUACUGCCUGAUGUGGUCGCUGUCCUACAUCUUCUUUCCAGAUGCUCUGUGGGGCAAGGCAGCAUGCUUCAGGCUACAGCACCAAAGAAAGUGAACAGCUUCACCCACUCCCACUGGCCUCUGUGGGGUUUGUGCCAGCAUAUCGGGCCAAGCCUUGCCUUAUCCUCACUAAAUCUUUCUUUGUCCCUA
This is a messenger RNA of Acinonyx jubatus (cheetah), 1769 nucleotides long. RefSeq names its product chromosome C1 C1orf50 homolog (gene CC1H1orf50). NCBI's taxonomy places the organism in Eukaryota, Metazoa, Chordata, Mammalia, Carnivora, Felidae. The record is from RefSeq and is a predicted model, not a curated record. The transcript has 11 exons. Gene Ontology annotation, cellular component: membrane. The coding region runs from base 19 to 1674 and encodes 551 amino acids. Gene Ontology annotation, biological process: phospholipid biosynthetic process. Gene Ontology annotation, molecular function: phosphotransferase activity, for other substituted phosphate groups.